Molecule: messenger RNA, 1221 nt
Organism: Synchytrium microbalum
Lineage: Eukaryota; Fungi; Chytridiomycota; Chytridiomycetes; Synchytriales; Synchytriaceae
Exons: 8
Coding region: 1-1221 (406 amino acids)
Biological process (GO): ubiquitin-dependent protein catabolic process
Cellular component (GO): proteasome regulatory particle, lid subcomplex; nucleus; cytosol
Molecular function (GO): structural molecule activity
Source: RefSeq, a predicted model, not a curated record
AUGGAUAUAGACAGGGACGUAGUUGGUUUCUUGACCAAGCAAAGGUCAACUGCUCCUGCUCAACUACGAGACACGUUUGCAAAGUUACUCGACCUAUACGACAAGAAGUUAUGGCAUCAAUUGACUGUGGCAUUAGAAUCCUUCUUGGACUUGCCUGGAAGUGGCCCAUACUUAAUGCCACUAUAUCAGGAAUUCAUCAUUGACUGGGAAAAGAAAAUGAACCAACUCUCCCUUGUCAGAUUCACCACUAGAGCCGCCAAACAAUUAUCGGAUGUGAUUCGACAAUCACUAACAUCCAUACCACCACCAUCAGAUCCAAAGGAAUCUCUAGCAUUCUUAUCUGCUCAAACAAUAAAACUAAAGGAAAUCCCUGAUGCAACAGAUGCUUACGUCCUCGCUUCCAUGGAAGCUGCUCACUUCAAACUCGUCUGUGGCGACUUGGAUGGUUGUCAAGCUGCUAUCGAAGAGUGUGAAAAGCUAUUGGAUUCAUUGUCUUCUACCGAUCUCACCAUCAAUGCUUGUUUCUAUCGUGUUGCUGCUGAUUACUACAAGUUGAAGGCUGCAUUCCCUCAGUAUUAUCACAAUGCUCUUCUCUACCUAUCAUCUGUAAAUCUAGCUGAUUUGACUAGUGAUGAAAAAGUAUUACGAGCUCAUGAUUUGGCUUUGAGUGCUCUAUUGGGUGAAGGUGUUUACAACUUUGGUGAAUUGUUGAUGCAUCCGAUUCUCGAUGUAUUACGUGGCACACCUAUUGAAUGGCUCCGUCAGCUCUUGUUUUGCUUCAACUCUGGAGAUAUUGAUGGCUUUGACAAGAUUAUUGUUACUCCUGGUUUCCGAUCAGAGCCCCUGUUGGUAGCAGCUAUUGAUCCAGCCAACAACCAAUUAUCUGAAAAGUUGUGUCUCAUGACAUUGGUGGAAUCAGUCUUUAAAAAAUCCAAGGAAUCACGGAGUCGCAUUCCAUUUAGUGAUAUUUCGCGAGAGACUCGUGUCCCUGUCACCCUUGUGGAACAUUUAGUCAUGAAGGCUCUGAGUUUGGGUCUCAUCAAGGGACAAAUUGAUGAAGUGGAUCAAAUCGUUGAGAUCUCAUGGGUGCAACCUCGAGUAUUGGACAAGAAUCAAAUUGCUACGAUUGCUACUCGAUUAGCAGAAUGGACGACGAACGUUCGUGCUCGAGUAACUGGUCUGGAAAACGAAGAGUCGGCCAUGGAGGUCUUUGUUCAAUAA